AAUAGAGAGAAAGAAAAAAAAAAAAAGAUUAGACAAAUUGUAAAUAAUAUCACAAAUAUUCAAGAUGAUAACCGAUGUACAACUUACUGUUUUCUGCAACAUGCUUGGAAUUAUGCUAUUUUGUUUAGUGUUUCUAUUUCAUUAUAUAAAUGCGAAUUAUUCUAAAUGAAUGGGCAUAUUUGUAUAUCAUUUCAAGAGAUCAUCAUGUCAAAACAGUUUAUAGGUUAGUCGAUGAUUGUGCAGACCGCUCAUUGCAUUUCCAUACGAUGUAAAUCAUUUGAAUAAUAUAUAAUACAACAUAUUAAUAAAUUUUA
Polistes dominula (European paper wasp) is the source of this 314-nucleotide messenger RNA. Its product is annotated as dolichyl-diphosphooligosaccharide--protein glycosyltransferase subunit 4. The record is from RefSeq and is a predicted model, not a curated record. Lineage: Eukaryota; Metazoa; Arthropoda; Insecta; Hymenoptera; Vespidae.